Leptidea sinapis is the source of this 1644-nucleotide messenger RNA. It is a transcript of the gene mEFTu1, whose product is annotated as elongation factor Tu, mitochondrial. Gene Ontology annotation, cellular component: mitochondrion. Gene Ontology annotation, biological process: mitochondrial translational elongation. NCBI's taxonomy places the organism in Eukaryota, Metazoa, Arthropoda, Insecta, Lepidoptera, Pieridae. The record is from RefSeq and is a predicted model, not a curated record. Gene Ontology annotation, molecular function: GTPase activity; GTP binding; translation elongation factor activity. The transcript has 7 exons. The coding region runs from base 168 to 1565 and encodes 465 amino acids.
UAAAAAAGCUUCUUGAAUGGUGUGAAGUGUGAGUGAUUUUUUCGAGAAUACAUCUUUAUUAAUUUAAUUCCACAAUAAAUGUUAUAUUAAGUUAAUGCGUGGAUUUUAAAUAAGUAAUUUAACUAUAAUAUUUAUACAGUAAUUGUGCAUCUGAGUCCUUCACAACCAUGACCACAAUAUCCUUUGCCAAAAGUUUGGUUAACCCAGCUCUAAAUAUAUUAUUAAAACAAAAACACAGUUCAAAUUUGCGGGGCUUACCAGUUAUAUCUUCAGUCACUCCUCUGAGUAUUAUACUGAGAAGGAAUUAUGCUGAAAAACAAGUAUUUGAAAGAACUAAACCCCAUUGUAAUGUCGGUACAAUAGGUCAUGUAGAUCAUGGAAAGACCACACUUACUGCUGCUAUUACAAAAGUAUUGGCUGACCGUAAUUUAGCUCAAAAGAAAGGUUACUCAGAUAUAGACAAUGCACCAGAAGAAAGGGCCCGAGGUAUUACAAUAAAUGUUGCGCAUGUUGAAUAUCAAACUGAUCAAAGACACUAUGGACAUACUGACUGUCCAGGACAUGCUGAUUACAUUAAGAAUAUGAUAACUGGAACUGCUCAAAUGGAUGGUGCAAUCCUUGUUGUAGCAGCCACAGAUGGUGUGAUGCCUCAAACCAGAGAACAUUUAGUGCUUGCGAAGCAAAUUGGUAUCCAACAUGUGGUGGUAUUCAUAAAUAAGGUUGAUGCUGCAGACCAGGAGAUGGUUGAGCUUGUGGAGAUGGAAAUCCGCGAGCUGAUGACUGAAAUGGGCUAUGAUGGUGAAAACUUACCAGUUGUCAAAGGUUCAGCUCUGUGUGCUCUAGAUGGGAAAAAUCCAGAUAUUGGGGCUGAUGCUAUUUCAAAACUUCUUGAAGAGGUUGACAGAUUCAUUCCCACACCAAUCCGUGAUCUUGAUAAGCCAUUCCUGUUACCUGUUGAAGCUGUGCACUCAAUCCCCGGACGCGGUACUGUUGUUACUGGACGCUUGCAAAGAGGUGUUUUGAAGAAGGGCACUGAAUGUGAAAUUGUUGGUCAUGGUAAAGUAAUGAAGACCACAGUAACGGGUGUUGAAAUGUUCCACAAAACAUUAGAUGAAGCUCAGGCUGGAGAUCAACUAGGUGCUCUGGUGAGGUCUAUUAAGAGAGAGCAGAUUCGACGUGGCAUGGUUAUGUCUAAACCUGGCACCGUCAAGGCACAUGACAAUAUUGAGGCAGCAGUGUAUGUACUCAGCAAGGAGGAGGGUGGGCGCUCUAAACCUUUUACAUCAUUCAUUCAACUGCAGAUGUUUUCAAUGACUUGGGAUUGCGCCACACAAGUUGCUAUACCUGAUAAAGAGAUGGUGAUGCCAGGAGAAGAUGCCACUUUGCAAUUAAAACUUGUAAAACCUAUGGUUUGUGAAACUGGUCAAAGAUUCACCCUACGGCUUGGUGACAUCACAUUAGGAACUGGUGUCAUUACUAAAAUAAACAAAGAAUUGUCUGAAGAUGAAAGGCUGAAAAUUUUAGAAGGAAAAAAGGCCAGAAAUAAGGCUGAAGCAAGGAAGUAAAUAGUAUUGUUUAUUAAUUAAUAUAAGAACAUAGAAUUGUAGUUAAAUGUUGGAUGCAUUUAAAAUAAACAUUUGAAAA